Equus quagga is the source of this 1242-nucleotide messenger RNA. Its product is annotated as solute carrier family 22 member 10-like. The record is from RefSeq and is a predicted model, not a curated record. Bases 1 to 1242 code for a protein of 413 amino acids. NCBI's taxonomy places the organism in Eukaryota, Metazoa, Chordata, Mammalia, Perissodactyla, Equidae. Gene Ontology annotation, biological process: transmembrane transport. The transcript has 8 exons. Gene Ontology annotation, molecular function: transmembrane transporter activity.
AUGAAGGUUGAAACAACAAAGGCCCCUUAUGAAAGCAACUGGGACCCCUUAGGACAAAUUCUUCUGAGAGUUGACACAGGUGGACAAAGAGAGGAUGUCUCAGAACCCCAGUCUAUACAACUGGCUGUCAAGAUGCACACCAGGAUGUUUGGGCGAAAGGUGGUUCUCAGAUGUUGUUUGCUCCUGGUGGCCAUCUCAGGGACCUGCGCAGAUUUUGCUCCCACCUUCCUCGUUUACUGCUUACUAAGCUUCUUGUCAGGUUGUUCUUCCGUGGCCAUCAUGACGAAUAGCAGUAUGCUUAUUGUAGAGUGGACAAGGUCUCAGUCUAAAGCCAUGGUAAUAACACUGGUAUGCUGUGCCUUUAGUUUGGGACAGAUAAUCCUGGGAGGCCUGGCUUUUGUCUUUCGAGAGUGGCGCACCCUGCAGCUGGUGGUGUCUGUACCUUUCUUUGUCUUGUUUCUCUCCUCAAGGUGGCUGAGAGAGUCUGCUCGCUGGCUGAUUGUCACCAAUAAACCAGAUGAGGGCUUAAAGGAACUUAGAAACGCUGCACACACAAAUGGAAGGAAGAAUGCUGAAGAAACCCUGAACAUGGAGGUUUUGAGAUCCACCAUGCAGGACGAGCUGGAGGCAGCACAAACCAAAACUACUAUGUAUGACUUGUUCCUCACACCCAACCUGCGUAAAAGGAUCUGUCUCCUGCUCUUUUUGAGAUUUGCAAACACAUUACCCUUUUAUGGCAUCUUUAUCAAUCUACAGCACUUUGGUAGCAAUAUUUUCCUGUUCCAGGUAGUCUUUGGAGCUUUCACUACCUCAGCCCGAUGUCUUGCACUUUUAGCACUGAAUCAUAUGGGCCGUCGAGUAGCCCACAUGCUUUUCAUGUUCCUGGUGGGAUUUUCCAUUUUGGCGAACAUGUUUGUGCCCCAAGAAAUGCAGACCCUGCGUGUGGUUUUAGCAAGCGUGGGAAUCGGCUCUUCUGCUGCCCCCACCAUCAGUACUGCUGUCCACAUGGUUGAACUCAUCCCCACUGUCCUCAGGGCAAGAUCUUCAGGCUUAGAUAUAGUGGCUGGUAGGAUUGGGGCAGCACUGGCUCCCCUCUUGAUGAUCCUCAUAGUAUAUCUUCCCACUUUGCCUUGGAUCGUCUGUGGAGCUUUUCCCAUCAUUAGUGGUCUUGUUGUCUUCUUUCUACCUGAAACCAGGAACCAGCCUCUUCUUGACACCAUUCAGGAUGUGGAAAAAGGGUAA